AUGAGAACUGAUUUUGAGAGAAUUGAGGGAGAUGCAACACCGGGUGAUAGAAUCGCUCCUCCCAAGACCAUUGGUGACAGUACAUCCGGACAUAAUACUGUUGGAGACAAUAUCAACGGAGAUAAUACGUAUGGAUUUAUCACAUUAGGAGAUAAUACGUACGGAGUGAGGAUGAAUGGAGCAAAUACUAGUGGCGAUAACACAUAUGGGGAUAACAAGUAUGGCGAGAGUAUGAAUGGCAUUCCAACACCUGGUGAUAACACAUACGGUGAUAGUACGCCUGGAUUGAGGAUGAGAGGAGAGAAGAGAGAUGGAGAUAGUACCUGA
Auanema sp. JU1783 is the source of this 327-nucleotide messenger RNA. The record is from the annotation of a GenBank genome assembly. NCBI's taxonomy places the organism in Eukaryota, Metazoa, Nematoda, Chromadorea, Rhabditida, Rhabditidae.